AUGGCGGCGUGUGGACGUGUACGGAGGAUGUUCCCCUUGUCCGCGGCGCUGCCGCUGCUCUUGCUCGUGGCGGCCCGGGCCCAGAGGCUCCAGAACGCGGGCGCCUUGCACGCUCCAGUGCUGGGCCUCAGGGCCUUCGGAGAUGCCGCGGAGCAUCAGCCUCAGGCGCACGCUCCGCAGCCGCCCCAGCCUCCGCAGCAGCCGCAGGCGCAGCAGCCACCUCAGCCUCAGCAGCAGCAACAGCAGCAGCAGCAGCAGCAGCAGCAGCCGCCACCGCCGCCGCAGCCCUUCCCGGCUGGAGCGGGGCCGGCCCGGCGGGGCGGCGCGGGACCGGGGGGCGGCUGGAAGCUGGCGGAGGAGGAGACGUGUCGGGAGGACGUGACCCGGGUGUGCCCAAAGCACACCUGGAGCAACAACCUGGCGGUGCUGGAGUGUCUGCAGGACGUGCGGGAGUUGUUGUGGAAUUAUAAAUUGAAUCUAACUACAGACCCCAAAUUUGAAUCUGUGGCCCGAGAAGUCUGCAAAUCCACCAUAUCAGAUAUUAAAGAAUGUGCUGAAGAACCAGUUGGGAAGGGCUACUUAGUCUCUUGUUUGGUGGAUCACAGAGGCAACAUUACUGAAUACCAGUGCCAUCAGUACAUAACCAAGAUGACAGCCAUUAUCUUUAGUGAUUAUCGUCUGAUCUGUGGCUUCAUGGAUGACUGCAAAAACGACAUCAAUAUUCUGAAGUGUGGAAGCAUCCGACUUGGAGAAAAGGAUGCACAUUCACAGGGCGAAGUUGUGGCCUGCUUAGAAAAAGGUUUGGUAAAGGAAGCAGAAGAAAGAGAUCCCCGGUUUCAAGUCUCAGAACCUUGUAAGAAAGCCAUUCUCCGUGUGGCUGAGCUGUCCUCAGAUGAUUUCCACUUGGAUCGGCAUUUAUAUUUUGCAUGCCGAGAUGAUCGAGAGCGUUUCUGUGAAAAUACACAGGCUGGUGAAGGCAGAGUAUAUAAGUGCCUCUUUAACCACAAAUUUGAAGAAUCAAUGAGUGAAAAGUGUCGGGAGGCCUUGACAACUCGACAAAAGCUUAUUGCCCAGGAUUACAAAGUUAGUUAUUCACUGGCGAAAUCUUGUAAAAGUGACCUGAAAAAAUAUCGCUGUAAUGUGGAAAAUCUUCCUCGGUCCAGGGAAGCUAGACUCUCCUAUCUUCUGAUGUGUCUAGAAUCCGCUGUACAUAGAGGUCGACAGGUAAGCAGUGAGUGCCAGGGAGAGAUGUUGGAUUACCGACGCAUGUUGAUGGAAGAUUUUUCUCUAAGCCCCGAGAUAAUCUUGAGCUGUCGGGGUGAAAUUGAGCACCACUGUUCUGGAUUACACCGGAAAGGGAGGACUCUACAUUGUCUGAUGAAAGUAGUUCGUGGAGAGAAGGGAAAUGUUGGAAUGAAUUGCCAACAAGCGCUUCAAACACUGAUUCAAGAAACUGACCCUGGUGCAGAUUACCGCAUUGACCGAGCUUUGAAUGAAGCUUGUGAAUCUGUAAUACAGACGGCCUGCAAGCACAUAAGAUCUGGAGACCCAAUGAUUCUCUCUUGCCUAAUGGAGCAUCUCUACACAGAAAAGAUGGUUGAAGAUUGUGAGCACAGGCUACUAGAACUCCAGUAUUUCAUCUCUCGAGACUGGAAACUGGACCCUGUUCUUUACCGGAAGUGCCAAGGAGAUGCUUCUCGUCUCUGCCAUACCCAUGGUUGGAAUGAGACCAGUGAGCUUAUGCCACCUGGAGCUGUAUUCUCCUGUUUAUAUAGACAUGCCUACCGCACUGAGGAGCAAGGCAGGAGACUGUCUCGAGAAUGUCGCGCUGAAGUGCAGCGAAUCCUGCAUCAGCGGGCCAUGGAUGUAAAACUUGAUCCUGCUCUCCAAGACAAGUGCCUCAUUGACCUGGGCAAGUGGUGCAGUGAAAAAACCGAGAUGGGCCAGGAGCUUGAGUGCCUCCAGGAUCAUCUUGAUGACUUAGUUGUGGAAUGCAGAGAUAUAGUUGGCAACCUCACAGAAUUAGAAUCCGAGGACAUUCAGAUUGAAGCUCUGUUGAUGAGAGCAUGUGAGCCCAUCAUUCAGAAUUUCUGCCAUGACAUGGCAGAUAAUCAGAUUGAUUCUGGGGAUCUAAUGGAGUGUCUGAUCCAAAACAAACACCAAAAGGAAAUGAAUGAGAAGUGUGCAAUUGGUGUCACCCACUUCCAGCUGGUCCAAAUGAAGGAUUUUCGAUUCUCUUAUAAAUUUAAAAUGGCCUGCAAGGAAGACGUCUUGAAACUUUGCCCUAACAUCAAAAAAAAAGUGGAUGUGGUGAUCUGUCUGAGUACCACUGUGCGUAAUGACACUCUCCAGGAUGCCAAAGAGCAAAGAGUGUCCCUGAAGUGCCGCAGACAACUACGCGUCGAGGAGCUGGAAAUGACGGAGGACAUCCGCCUAGAGCCAGAGCUGUAUGAGGCCUGCAAAAAUGACAUCAAGAACUACUGUCAAACUGUGCCCUUCGGCAAUGCCCAGAUUAUAGAGUGCCUUAAAGAGAACAAGAAGCAACUGAGUCCUCGGUGCCACCAGAAAGUCUUUAAGCUGCAGGAGACAGAGAUGAUGGACCCAGAACUAGACUAUACCCUCAUGAGAGUCUGUAAACAGAUGAUAAAGAGAUUCUGUCCAGAAGCAGAUUCAAAGAACAUGCUCCAGUGUUUGAAACAAAAUAAAAACAGUGAACUGAUGGACCCCAAAUGUAAACAAAUGAUCACCAAGCGCCAGAUUACACAGAACACAGAUUACCGCCUAAACCCUGUGCUGCGGAAAGCCUGUAAAGCUGAUAUUCCUAAAUUCUGCCAGAAUAUCAUAAAUAAGGCCAAGGAUGAUUCCGAGCUGGAAGGCCAAGUCAUCUCUUGUCUGAAGCUGAAAUACGCUGAUCAGCGCCUUUCUCCAGAUUGUGAGGACCAGAUCCGAGUAAUCAUCCAGGAAUCUGCUUUGGAUUACAGACUAGACCCUCAAUUACAGAUGCAUUGCUCAGAUGAGAUCUCCAGCCUGUGUGCAGAAGAAGCAGCAGCCCAGGAACAGACAGGUCAGGUAGAAGAGUGUCUAAAAGUGAACCUGCUCAAGAUCAAAAAUGAAAUGUGUAAAAAGGAAGUAUUAAACAUGCUAAAAGAAAGCAAAGCAGACAUAUUUGUGGACCCCGUUCUUCAUACAGCCUGUGCCUUGGACAUCAAACACCACUGUGCAGCCAUCCCCCCUGGUCGAGGGCGGCAAAUGUCCUGCUUAAUGGAGGCCCUAGAAGACAAGCGAGUCAGACUACAGCCUGAAUGCAAGAAACGCCUCAAUGAUCGGAUCGAGAUGUGGAGUUAUGCAGCCAAGGUUGCUCCAGCAGAAGGCUUCUCUGAUCUUGCCAUGCAAGUGAUGACAUCCCCAUCUAAAAACUACAUUUUGUCAGUGAUCACAGUGGGCAUCUGUAUACUGUUCCUGAUUGGCCUGAUGUGUGGACGAAUCACCAAGCGGGUGACACGAGAGCUCAAGGACAGGAAUAGAGACCCCUCCUGGGCAGAGCUCUGAUGCCAGAGGGACUAAGCAUGCCUAAGAAAAAGUGAUCCACAGCUGGUCUGGGUGAAGAGUACACAUCCAGAAAUGACACCGUCUUCUCCUGUUUGCCAUGCACACCAGCCCUGGAAGCCCUGGAUGAAUAUGAUGUUUCCAAGACUCAUUAUCCCUUCCUGCUUCUGAGCUGAGAAAGGAAUCUUUGCUCAAGCAGUACCCUUAUCCAGGGCCUGUCUCCCUUCUCCCCACCCCCACCCCCCCUUGUAAAGAGGAUUGGGGAAUGAAUUUUGGUCCUUUCCUUGAGAACCUUAGGUUGAGUGUUGGGCUUCAAGUCACAGUGGCUGCACAAGAGGGCAGCAUGUACAGUAGGAGAUAGAUAGAUAUAAUAUAUAUUUUAUUAACCUGUUAGAUGUGUCCACAUAUUAUGUGCUGGAAUAUUCUAAAUGAUGUGCCUAAAACUGUCCAUGUAGGCUGAGGCUGAUUUCAUAAUUAAUUUCCAUUCCUUCACCAUUUCCAGUUCUUUUCCCCCUUACCAAGAAUGACCUGGUAUUUCCAUCACAUGAUCACAAGAUAGAGUGUAUCUGAUUGUGGACCAGCUGAUCUAGGUUACUUUCUGUGUAUAA
This is a messenger RNA of Gracilinanus agilis (Agile Gracile Mouse Opossum), 4154 nucleotides long. RefSeq names its product golgi glycoprotein 1 (gene GLG1). The record is from RefSeq and is a predicted model, not a curated record. The transcript has 26 exons. Gene Ontology annotation, molecular function: fibroblast growth factor binding. Lineage: Eukaryota; Metazoa; Chordata; Mammalia; Didelphimorphia; Didelphidae. Gene Ontology annotation, cellular component: Golgi membrane. Bases 1 to 3549 code for a protein of 1182 amino acids.